GUUGACUAAUGGCCUUCAUAUUAUCCUGUCGUUCUUUUAGUUUCUUCAAUGGCAAACAUAAGAAGACGUCGCAAACUAGUCCUGAUAGUUUGUGCAAUUGCUAUAGGCCUAUUUAUUUUGAUUCUCUAUCCUCCAGAAAUUGAAACCCCAACAGAGUAUUUUCCUCGUGAACAGUCGCCGUACUGCAGUAAACUAUGUCACCAGAUUGUUGCCAUGAAGUCAUUAAAAGGAAUACAAAAUUUCACCAAGUUCUUCUUGGAGGUGAAGGAAAUGAUGCGCUGCCCCUGGACCAGUAACCUCACCCAGCAAAUUAUUUACAAGACGGAUCUGCACACUCACUGUAAUUCUAGUAUGCUGUUCAUAACACGGGAGAACACAAAGUUGGGACAACGUUUAACCUAUGAGGUGGAAAGGAAAGCUACCAAGUUGGUGGACAAAAUCCUGUACGACAUGCUGCCUGAGACUGCUCCCUGGGGGACCUCACGUCAGUUCGGGCGCUGUGCAGUGGUGGGGAACGGAGGGAUUCUCAAGAAUAGCACCUGUGGGGAGAAGAUUAACACAGCAGAUUUUGUCAUCAGACUUAACUUCCCUCCAAUGAACUACACCUCUGAUGUUGGUGUCAAGUCCAGCCUGGUUACAAUCAAUCCUUCCCAGGUUACUGAGAGCUUCAUGGGCCUGUGUAAUUCACGAAAACCUUUUGUGGACAAAGCAGCUGCAUAUGGAAAUGCCUACUUGGCCAUUUCUCCAUUCUCUUAUGUAAUCAGCACUGACCUUUCCUUCCGUGUCUUCUACACCAUGAAGGAAAUGAGACCCCAACAAGGGGUAUUGUACAUACACCCAGACUAUUUAUUAAUGCUGAGUCGCUACUGGCGGAAAAAUGGACAAACAGGUUUGCGCCUCUCCUCUGGGUUCAUGCUGGUGAGUGUGGCCCUGGAGCUUUGUGAGAAGGUGGACAUCUAUGGUUUCUGGCCCUUUCCUAUGGACCUGUCUCAGCAGCCAGUGUCCAAUCACUACUAUGACAAUGUUGCAGCCAAACAAGGGGUGCACCAAAUGCCUGAAGAAUUCUUGAAGCUGCUACACAUGCACAGCCAGGGAGUGCUACAGCUGCACGUUGGGAAGUGUCAGUGA
Conger conger (European conger) is the source of this 1128-nucleotide messenger RNA. Its product is annotated as alpha-2,8-sialyltransferase 8E-like. The coding region runs from base 49 to 1128 and encodes 359 amino acids. Gene Ontology annotation, biological process: N-glycan processing; oligosaccharide metabolic process. The record is from RefSeq and is a predicted model, not a curated record. Lineage: Eukaryota; Metazoa; Chordata; Actinopteri; Anguilliformes; Congridae. The transcript has 7 exons. Gene Ontology annotation, molecular function: alpha-N-acetylneuraminate alpha-2,8-sialyltransferase activity.